Molecule: messenger RNA, 981 nt
Organism: Galleria mellonella (greater wax moth)
Lineage: Eukaryota; Metazoa; Arthropoda; Insecta; Lepidoptera; Pyralidae
Product: shematrin-like protein 1
Exons: 2
Coding region: 1-981 (326 amino acids)
Source: RefSeq, a predicted model, not a curated record
AUGUUUACUAAGAUAAUAAUAAUUUCCUGCUUUAUAAGUGUUGUUUACUCAGGAGCAGUUCAGAACCAAGCCGCACUUCAAAAUUUAGGACGAUAUGGAACCUCAGAAGCCUAUGGUAGCAAUAUUGCCGCCGGUUAUGGAGUAGCUCCCGGUUACAAUGGAUUAGGUGUUCAGAACCCUGGAGCUAUCUACAAUCCGACAAACUAUCCCGGCGCUGCAUCUCAUUUACCUUACAACGCUGGCGUUCCUUAUUCAAACGCUGGUACUAGACUACCUUAUCCCGGCGUUGGUUAUGCUGGCACUACAGGUUUACCUUAUGCCAAUGCAGCUGCUGCUGCUUAUGGUGGUGUUAAUGGUCAAAAUCUUAAUGCAUACAAUGGUGCAGUUGGGUAUCCCUAUGGAACUGCAGCUGGUUACGGGAAUUUAUCUAAAUAUCCUUAUGCUGGUGCCAAUGCUUAUAAUGGUAAUGUCAAUGGUUACCAAAAUGUUGCAACGUCCUACUCCAACAUGUAUAGAAGUCCUCUUGAUUAUGGAGCAUCCGUGUACGGAAAUAACGGAUAUGGAGCAUCAAUGUACGGAAAUAACGGAUAUGGAGCACCAGUAUACGGAAAUAAUGGAUAUGGAGCAUCAUUAUACGGAAAUAAAGGAUAUGGAGCACCAUUAUAUGGAAAUAAUGGUUAUGGAGCAUCAUUAUAUGGAAAUAAAGGUUAUGGAGCAUCAGUAUAUGGAAAUAACGGAUAUGGAGCACCAAUAUACGGAAAUAAUGGAUAUGGAGCACCAGUAUACGGAAAUAACGGAUAUGGAGCGUCAUUAUACGGAAAUAACGGACAUGGAGCACCAUUAUAUGGAAAUAACGGUUAUGGAGCAUCAUUAUACGGAAAUAAUGCAUAUGGGGCAUCAGUAUAUGGAAAUAAAGGAUAUGGAGCACCAGCAUACGGAAAUAACGGAUAUGGAGCAUAUGGCAACAACCAAAGCUGGUGA